GCAGACGCUGGGGAGUCAGGAGUCGCGGGAGGACGAGCAUCGGAGGAGAAGCGGAGACAUGUCCACCCUGGGCUGGUGGCGCCGCCGGGCGCCCGGUUCAGUGUGGGUGCACUAGACUACCGACUCUGGUCGGAGUGUGUGCGCAGAGUGCGGUGCUCCCGGGAGCUCUACCUUCUUGAUCUUCUAUCCUUCCUGGAGACAACUGGCAAGAGGAAGACUAACUAGGUCCUCCAACAGCUAGGUGGCUGGUCCAGGCAGACCCUCCCAGCAAGGGGAGAUCAGCUGACCAUCCCUGAAAGGCUCAAGCCCUUGGGUGUGAGCAAAACAGACAACUGUGAAAAACUCACCACUCCACUGGCGAGUUACAAGAUGUACCAUCACGAAGACGACACCAACAGUGACAUGAACAGUGACGACGACAUGAGCCGAAGUGGGAGAGAAACCCCACCCCCUCGACCAUCGCAUUCUUUCAGCAGUGAGCGAGACCUGGAACGCAGGGGCAGGAGCAGAGAUGUGGAGCCUCGAGACCGCUGGCCAUACAUCAGGAAUCCCAGAAGCAGGCUGCCUCAACGGGAUCUUUCUCUUCCUGUGAUGUCAAGACCACAUUUUGGACUGGAAAGAGAUGAUGACAGACGUUCCAUGGAUUAUGAGUCUCGAUCCCAGGAUGCCGAGUCAUACCAGAAUGUUGUGGAACUCAAAGAGGACAAGAAGCCUCAGAAUCCAAUUCAGGACAACCUGGAGAACUACAGAAAGCUGCUCUCUCUGGGAGUCCAGCUCGCCGAAGAUGACCGACACUCUCACAUGACACAAGGCCAUUCAUCAAGGCCCAAGAGAACCGCCUACCCAAGCACCAGUCGAGGUCUGAAACCCAUGCCUGAAGCCAAAAAGCCGUCCCACAGGCGUGGGAUCUGCGAGGACGAGUCUUCUCAUGGAGUGAUAAUGGAAAAAUUCAUCAAGGAUGUAUCACGCAACCCCAGAUCUGGAAGAGCAAGGGAGCUGAAUGAGCGUCCUCCUCCGAGGUUCCCCAGGCCUCAUGACAACUGGAAUGAUAGUUCCUCAAGCAGAAGAGAGUCGGUGAUCCAGGAGAGAGGUUAUGAAGGGAGCGCAUUUAGGGGAGGCUUCCGGCUCAACGCAGACUUGCCUUCCAGAAGCAGAGCUCUAGAGAGGAAGAGGCGUUACCACUUUGAUUCUGAUGAGAGGGGUUCAGGUCACGAGCAUAAAAGCUGUGUGAGGAAGAGGCCUUUUGAGUGUGGUAGUGAGAUGAGACAGGCUAUGAGCAUGGGCAACCUGAACGGCCCUUCCUCCUCUGAGUCGCAGUCAAUCGAUUUUGGGGCAAACCCCUAUGUGUGUGAUGAGUGUGGGAGGCAGUUCAGUGUCAUCUCUGAGUUUGUUGAGCACCAGAUCAUGCACACUAGGGAGAACCUCUACGAAUACGGAGAAUCCUUUAUUCACAGCGUGGCUGUCAAUGAGGUGCAAAAAGGUCAGGGUGGGGGGAAACGCUUUGAGUGUAAGGAGUGUGGAGAAACCUUCAGUAGAAGUGCCGCCCUGACAGAGCACCGCCAAAUCCAUGCUAGGGAGUAUCUUGCAGAAUGUAGAGAUGAGGAGGAUGAGGAGACCGUCAUGCCUAGCCCGACCUUUAGUGAGCUACAGAAGAUGUAUGGCAAAGAUAAGUUCUAUGAGUGCAAGGUGUGCAAGGAGACCUUUCUGCACAGUUCUGCCCUGAUUGAGCACCAGAAAACCCAUGGCAGAGGCAACUCAGAUGACAGAGAUAACGAGCGUGAGCGCGAACGCGAUCGCCUACGUGCACGUGCACGGGAGCAGCGUGAGCGCGAACGUGAACGGGAGCGUGAACGGGAGCACGGGGAACCCUUUCUGACCUGCCCCAACUUCAAUGAGUUUCGGAAGAUGUACAGGAAAGACAAGAUCUAUGAGUGUAAAGUGUGCGGGGAGAGCUUUCUUCAUCUGUCAUCCCUGAGGGAGCAUCAGAAAAUCCAUACUCGAGGAAACCCAUUUGAAAAUAAGAGCAGGAUGUGCGAGGAGACCUUUGUCCCUAGUCAGUCUUUCAAACGGCGCCAGAAAAGUUACAGAGAGAAGCUGUUCGACUUUAACAAUGCCAGAGAUGCGUUGAUGGGAAGCUCAGACCCCAGCGAGCAUCAGAAAAAUCGUUCCCGAAGGAAUUUCUUUGAGGGCAGAGGAUUCGAGAAACCCUUUGUCGAAUCUCAGAAGAGUCAUACUAUAACAAGACCACCUGGAAACAAAGAUGACGAUGACGACAAGCCGUUCACCAUCAGUGUUAACCCUAAUGACAAGCUGAAAUUCCCCACCAUGGAAAGCUGCUCCCCGGGCACAUCGUACGAGAGGCCUGUUACUCACAGCUUGGGCUCCGCAGACGCUCUGCAGAGUCAUGGUGCACUGGGGUUCAGUAAACCAAAGCCAGUGGCGGAGUCUAGCACCCAGAGCUCAAGCGGCAUUAACUACCCCAGAGCCUACUCCGCAGGGAGCGCCUAUGAAGGAAAGGAAUACAAGGACUCCAUCAUCCACAGCUUGCCUGCUCCUCGACCCCUGAAACGUCACAGGGCAAUUGAUCAGAUUCCAUGUGAUGAGGAGGGAGAAUCCUCCAUUUAUCUCCCGGAUAUUAUUAAUAAGCGAAGAAAGAUUCCUGCCAGAGAAGACGGUUUUGAAGGAAGUAGCAGCAACAGCUACCACACACCGAGUGUAUCCCGUGCCGAGCCUCCUAGUUUUUCUGGAGAGUCCCAUGAAUCAAAGCAGGAUGCCACAUUUUCAGUUCCCAGCUCAAGUGUUCGUGAACACCAGAAAGCUCGUGCCAAAAAGAAGUACAUUGAGCCCAGGAACGAGACCUCUGUUAUCCACUCCCUACCUUUUGGUGAAUUGCUUGCUGGUCACCGUAGGGCAAAGUUCUUUGAGUGUCAGGAAUGCGGGGAGGCCUUUGCUCGUAGGUCUGACCUCAUUGAGCACCAGAAGAUUCAUGAUAGAGAGAGACCUUCUGGAAGCCGACAUUAUGAGCGCUCUGUCAUCCGCAGCCUUGCCCCCAGCGACCCGCAGACCAGCUAUGCCCAAGAACGUUUCAUUCAAGAGCAAGUGCGUAAAUUCAGAGCCUUCGGACAGCGCUCUACUACUACCCGCAGCGACCUCAGUGUACAGAAAAUCUAUACUCAAGAGAAAUUUAAUGCCGAGGAGCCCCAUGAUAAAAAACCUCAUGGUCAAAAAGUUCAUGACACAGAGCCAUACGGUAAGGAGCCCAGUGGCCAGGAGCCCCAUGGCGACGAGCCCCAGGACAAAGAACCCCUUGAUCAGGACAUGCGCAGUGAAGAGCCCCAUGGCGACAAGCCCCAUGACCAGGAGCCCCAUGGCGAUAAGCCCCAUGACCAGGAGCCCCAUGGCCAGGAGCCCCAUGGCGAUAAGCCCCAUGACCAGGAGCCCCAUGGCCAGGAGCCCCACAACAAGGAACCUGUUGAUCAGGAGAUGCGCAGUGAAGAACCCCACGGUGAAGAGUCUCAUGGUGAUGAGCCCCAUGUUGAAGAGUCCCAUGACCAGGAGAAAGCUGAAGAUGCUACCGUUCAGGCCUCAGUUUCUGAAGAGCCUAAGAAAGAUGACGCUGGUGAUGCAAUCUACGAAUGCCAGGACUGUGGGCUGGGCUUUGCUGAUCUCAAUGACCUCACAAGCCACCAAGAUGUCCAUAGCAGAAAGGCUCUGGUUGACAGUAGUGAAUACACACAUUCUGAAGUUCAUGUCCACUCUGUCAGCGAGUUUGAGAAAAAAUACUCUGGAGAGAAACUGUAUGAAUGUCCAAAAUGUGGGGAGUCUUUCAUUCACAGCUCAUUACUUUUCGAGCACCAGAAAGUACAUGAACAAGACCAGCUGUAUUCCGUAAAGGCCGGUGGUGAUGAUGGUUUUAUCGCGCUGUUGCCCGUGAGACCAAGGAAGAAUUGUACUGUAGAGAGAAAUCCUGCCGUUUCUGGGUCAGCAAUUCGAUGCCGUCAGUGUGGACAAGGCUUCAUUCACAGUUCUGCCCUAAAUGAGCACAUGAGACAGCACAGAGAUAAUGAAAUCAUGGAACAGGGUGAACUGUCAGACGAGAUUUUCAUUCAAGGCCUAGCCCUCACCGAGUACCAGGGAAGUGAAACGGAAGAGAAGCUUUUCGAAUGCACAAUCUGUGGGGAAUGCUUCUUCACUGCCAAACAGCUCGGAGACCACCACACCAAAGUUCAUAAGGACGAGCCCUAUGAAUAUGGGCCCUCCUACACCCAUGCCUCCUUUCUCACCGAGCCCCUCAGGAAGCACAUCCCACUGUAUGAAUGCAAGGAUUGUGGGCAGUCCUUCCAUGACGACACCGUCAUCACUGAGCGCAUGGUGUUUCAUCCUGAACGAGAAGGGGGGUCAGAAAUAGUAGCUGCCACUGCCCAAGAGGUCGAAGCCAAUGUCCUCAUUCCACAAGAAGCGCUGCAAAUCCAGGGAUCAAAUGCAGAAGCUGCUGAACCGGAAGUGGAGGCUGCGGAGCCUGAGGUGGAGGCUGCAGAGCCUGAGGUGGAGGCUGCGGAGCCUAAUGGAGAGGCUGAAGGGCCAGAUGGAGAAGCCGCUGAGCCAGAUGGAGAAGCUGAGCAGCCCAAUGGAGAAGCUGAACAGCCAAAUGGUGAUGCUGAUGAGCCAGAUGGAGCUGGAAUCGAAGACCCAGAAGAGAGAGCGGAUGAGCCAGAGGAAGAUGUUGAAGAGCCAGAGGGAGAUGCGGAUGAGCCCAACGGUGCAGACAUUGGAGACCCAGAAGAGGAAGGAGAAGAUCAAGAGAUUGAGGUUGAAGAACCGUACUACAACUGCCAUGAAUGUGCAGAAACCUUUGCUUCCAGCGCGGCCUUUGGUGAGCAUCUGAAAAGCCACGCCAGCGUGAUCAUCUUCGAACCUGCCAAUGCUCCCGGAGAAUGCUCGGGUUACAUCGAACAGGCCAGCACCAGCGCGGGUGGUGCGGAGCAGGCCGAUGACAAGUACUUCAAAUGCGACGUGUGCGGGCAACUCUUCAACGACCGCCUCUCCCUUGCCAGACACCAGAAUUCUCACACUGGUUGAGUAUCCAGGCUGAGGAAAAAAAACAACAACAAAAAAAAAAACCCGAAGCCAAACCUUCCUCCCAGAACCAGACCCUUAAUAAAUCACAGAGAGAGCCUAAACCAACCCAUAAUGUUAAUAGGAAAUUCACCUCACUGUCUCCAUACUGGACUUCACAUCACAGACUUCACUCAGACUGAAAAAAGAGAAGAGAUUGAGCACAGAGACUCUUUCAGUCUUAGCUGUUCCCUAUGGAGUAUCAGGGGGAAGCUGGAACAUACAUCUUCCAUUUUAUCUAACGAGAUUGAGGGAGUACCUAGUGACUAUUCAAGACCACAGAGGUUGCCCCAGUCGCCUGUAAAUGAUACCCCUUUCAUACCCUAUACAUAAUGAUUCCUGCCAUGUAUAUAACUGAGCAAAUCACAGCAAAAUCAGUGAUACAUGUAUUUAGUGUGCUAUAGAAUUUACAGUUUACUACAGAGGUACCUAGCCUGGUACUCUGAUUUUUUUUUUUCCUGAGGAGGAAGAGAGCAACAAUUUAGCAUAUAUUUGUAAAUGUUGUCCAUCCUGCGGAAGCUUUACUGUGCAUCCUUUGAAGCCCAUUGGUCUCCUUCCCAGUAAUGGACUGUCCCGUCCCCUACCUCUUAGAUAGUCCUGUGAAAGUGCGGGUGUGAAAGAUCAUGUGUCUUUGAAUCCUGGCUGUGUGAAAACAGACAUUUUAGCUUCCACAGCCAUUUGGUGUGCCCCCAGCCCCCCUUGAGACUGAUUGUGUAACCCUUUACAAUAUAUGGAUUUGUCUCUGUGACCUAAAUCAACCCAUCCCUACAUUUAUAUACCGUAUAGUGGUUUUUCAUGCAAAAAAAAAAAAAAAAGAGUUACAUUUGAGGUUUUCUUUAAGGUUUGGGUUUUUGUUUUCUAACCAACUCAUCGUGUGCUUGAUAGUGAAUUCAUGAAACCUGAAGCUUUUCCCUGUAAAUCUUAAUGUCUUUGCCUUUAAAGAGUGGGUGACAACCAUCACUAGAUCACAGUAGUGCCUAAUGAAAGGUUGGGAACCACAGGAGAGGCUCUUACAUUGUAAAUAAGGAAGCAACCUUUCAUUAACUGCUGUGUGCUUCCUGCCUUAAGUGACAAGUGGCAGCGUCGCUUGAGUCACCUGUGUGGUGUUUGUUGUAUUGUGCUUGCCACAAGUCAGUGUGCUCCCUGGGUGCCCAGGAGCUAGUGUCCUUAGAGCUUUGUAUCUCCAAACUUAAUCCCCCUGUUCUUUAUGUGUCUGUCAACCCCAAGUCUAUUGCAUUUUGAAAAAAGCAAACACACACACACACACACACACACACACACACACACACACACACACAAAGCUUUCUUUAUAGUUAAUCCUAGCUUAACAUGACUCAGGUUCCCCAGCAGCCUUAAGUUUUUUUUCGUUACCAUUGUUCUUUCUCAUUGAGUCUCCUUAGUAUUUCUGAGCUUUCCAUUUAGUGUCCCAUCUGUCUUGAUGUAACCAGAUGUCACGAACUGACUUCCCAGCUUGAGAUUUUCUGCGUCCUACCAUGGACUGCUUGUGCUCCUUUACUUCCCCUCCCCUCAUGGCUAUAUAAAGACAAUUUUUUGGCCUUCAGUUGGCUGGGGAAAAAAAAAUUUAAAAAUUAAAAAAAACUAAAAAAAAUAAAGCGGAUCUGUAGCCGAAAGAUCGCAAGAUAUGUACAGAUCAUCUGAGAACGUGAACAGUUUACCUGCUGGGGAAACCGGUCUGGCUCUUAGUCGUCUAGAUCUGUAGAUCCAGGACUCACGAGGGAGUGUGUCGAAGCCUCAGUGAAUGCCAAAGUCUUCGGAGGUCGGAGACCUAAGAGCAAGAAAUAGAAAUGAGUGAACCAAAGAAGGGAGUUCCGAGAUGACAGCAGGUCUAGGAAGGAGAUGAGACAGACACCAGCAGCAGGGAUUGGAAGGUCAGGGUGGUAAAAACAAAUUGGAAAGAAGUGUCCUGGGUAAUUGGAAGAAAGGCCUUUUUGAUGGCAUCGUGUAGGUGAAGGCUAGCUGCAUAAAGAGAGCCCCAGGUUGGAACUGACAUCCAGGGAAACGGAGGGGCGGUGAUUCAUUGGCGAGGCACCCUUGAAAUAGAAAUCAGUGGUAUAGCCAUCUGGGUAAAUGUGGGGGCUUCGUAUCAGUGACAGUGUCACCCCCACUAGACCCUUUUCAGAAAGUGACUCAUCAAGAAGUCAGAGUUGAGUGUCCAUUCUAACGGUAACCAAGUGAGUAGACCAGGAACGAUUGAAAUGCCAGAAUAUGAAAGAAUAAUUUAGUCAAAGUGCCCCUGGAUUCUUAUGCAGUUGUUGAAAAGUGAUAACCACGAAGAGUUGUGAAACAGAUAUUCACAGAGUAUGAGGUGGAGAGAACAGGACACAAAAUUAUAUUUGUACUACACUUAUAACUGUUUUAAAAUGUACGCUUAUAGUCAAAAGCUAUUGUGUUGUUGUAGGCUUAUAGUUGAGCAUUAUUUUCUUAAAUUUCUAGAAUGUUCUUUAUGGUAGUGUUAUUCAAAAGUUAAGGAUCAUAUUUCCAUCGUGAACAUAAUUGGAGCUCAUUAUGAAACACUUGGGAAAUAACAGAAAAGUGGAGGAAAGAUAAUCCAUGUCCCCACCAUCCAAAGAUAGACAUACUCUUUAAUAUCUUGUUCAUUCUUGUUGCUGUGCACAGGUUUAUAUAGUACAACUGUGUCAAAACGUGUAUUCAAGGUAGUUGUUCUAGUAAUUCCUGUGUAAUUAUGGUAAAAAUACUUUGAAGUUUUCCUUACGCUCCUUGUAAUCAUUGCCUGAUAAUAAAGUUUAGUAUGUAAUGUCACCAUCAUAAGCAUACUAUGUACCUGAUGAAAAUUGGAAAAUAUGGUAAAAUUGAAAAGAAAAAUCUACCCACAUUCCCCAUACCCAACAACUGUUAAGAUCUUCAUCUGUGUCCUUCAUUUCACGUCAUUGCACAAAUUUGUGAUUAAAACAGUGUUAAAUAGAUUUGCGUAAUGUCUAAAACAAAAAGAAAUGUGGGAAACAAUUAAAAAUAGUGUUUUUUUGGGGGGGGUUCAUGGUUAAAUAUUUGUUCAAAAUUUCUUGAAUAAUCUUCAGUGUUUGGGUAACAAACUUUAUGUAUGUACUCUGCAUCACAAAUAAAAGGCAUACUCAAAGAAAACUGGGAAAGUGAAGUGAAGUAGAGAAAACCUGUAUUUCCAACAAACUUCUGGUAACACCUGGAUCUGUGCACCAUGGGUGCGAUUGUGAGGUUGUCCAUGAUAAGUACGUAGUGUCAACAGCAGGAAGAAAUGUGGAAAAGUGUGGAAUAGUGGGGCAGCUGCGGCGGGAUUACAGUGAAGUGUGUUUUCUCAGUUUCUUUGAGGGGUCUUUAUCAUAGUGUUCUAGUAGGCUGCCCUUAUUGCUUAUAUAUGCAGUAUGUGACCAUCCUAGUAGCCUUGAAGAUGUGGAGAUGUAGAAGAGAAACUCACCCAUAUUUUCAUUACCCAAAGACUGUGUUAACAUCUCGAUUUCUUUUCUUUGUCUUGUUUCUGUGCACAGGCUUUUGGUUUGUUAAUAUGGUUAUAGUUGUUCUAUCUUGUAAUAGUGUCAACAAUAAAAAUAAAGUUAA
Messenger RNA from Arvicanthis niloticus (Nile rat), 8685 nucleotides. NCBI's taxonomy places the organism in Eukaryota, Metazoa, Chordata, Mammalia, Rodentia, Muridae. The record is from RefSeq and is a predicted model, not a curated record.